Molecule: messenger RNA, 6904 nt
Organism: Formica exsecta
Lineage: Eukaryota; Metazoa; Arthropoda; Insecta; Hymenoptera; Formicidae
Exons: 16
Coding region: 743-6439 (1898 amino acids)
Biological process (GO): G protein-coupled receptor signaling pathway
Cellular component (GO): membrane
Molecular function (GO): adenylate cyclase inhibiting G protein-coupled glutamate receptor activity
Source: RefSeq, a predicted model, not a curated record
CGUUAUGCAAAUCGAAAUUUAGAAAUCUUAACAUAGAAAUUCCAUGUUGCAUAGAACGAAUAGAGUGUACUAAUGUGAAUUGUCAUUUUAAAAUUCGCGCUAAUUAUGGCUGACAAUUUCGUAAAAAAGUUUUGUAUUAAAUAUUGUAAUUUAUUUCAAAAAUCAGUUAUUUAUUACACAUUUCGCACAUUGCUUACAAUAAAUUUAAAUUAUUUUUUAUUUUAUAUUAUUAAAAUGCAGUUAGAAGAUGUUGCUAUUAUUCAAUGCAGAUAUCAAUUGAUUAAGAAAAAUUAUCUUGUAACAAAACUAUUGUUUUAUUGCAAACGAGAACUAUCUAUUCAUAUCUUUUGUGAACAAUCAUAUCAAACUGUAUAAUUUCAUUUUUCAAGAUUUCACUUUGGUAAUAUUAGCGAAACAUCGUAAUUUCCUUAUCACAGUUAUCAAAGGUUCAAUCGAUUUCAAUUUGCACGAGCUAGCACUACCGUGGCAAUAUAUAUCUCGGAUUCCUCUUUGCUUCUUCCAUUACGUUUGAUAAUGCGCGCCUCGAGAAUACUUUCAACGACACUAUUCGAAAUUUUUUACAAAACAAGAAACACGAUCUGUUUGUGCAUGUAAUAGUUACAAAGCGCUUAUUCGUACCACGAGGAACAAUAUAAUGUUCUACCGCGGAAGGAGAAUGACAACGUUAAGCGGCAAAGUUUAACUUGGGGAAUUUGGCAAUGAUUAAUGCAACGAAAAGGUGAUGUGGCGAAACUUUGGUUGGAUGGCCAUUCUGGCUACAUGGACGAUCUUUCUGAUUUUGAAUAGCGGCUUAACUGGUGAAUGGAUCUUCAAUAAUCUACAAAUCAACAAUGAAUACACUUCCUAUAAAGUUCACCAAGGAUCAGCAUCCUCUACUUUCGAUAGAAAAGCAAUUUACGAUUCUAUAUUACGACACGCAAAAAAGAAUUUCAAAUCGAAUGAUCAUUUGUCGAUGCAUACGAAAGCAGUUUUCCUGGAAUUCAAAAACAUGGAAAAUCGCGAUUUACGACUCAGUGGCUAUGAAAAGGACGACACGGUGGCAAAUGCAAUAGCUAUGCCAGGGUAUUCAAAAGACACUGAUUCUGAUAAAAAUUCUUGGCUGACUACAAAAAAAGUAGCAACAAAAAAUACGUGGUUAUUAAACAUCAUCAUUAUGGAAAAAUCGAGAAAUACAAAAAAAUAUAAAUUUGUAUCCAAUCUGCAUGUACCACCGUCCCAUGAAUCGAAAAGUACUUUGAGGAAGAAAAGAAGUAAAGAAAAAACGAUCUACACAUUCUCGAACGAUCGUAAAAAGGCAGCAAAGAUAAGACGCGACACUCGGGCGUUUGACAAGAAAAGGGAAUGGCACAGGAAAAAGCACAAAAGGGAGCGAAUCUUUAGCAGAGAAAACGGAGGGACCGCAUUCUUCCCCGACGAAUUCACAAAGCACUCGCGCAACGGCAGUUCUAUACGAGAAUUUAAAAAUUCCGAUAUCUUAAAGUUAGAAACUAUUGAAAACACCGAGUUAAGGCGCGCCGACGAGAAACGUGAAUAUAAUAGAAACGACGAAAAUUCUCGCCAAAGUUUGACGAAAAACGGCACGGAUAAAUUGAUGUACGUGAAUGUUGAAGCUAACGACGGAUCUCGGAUAUUGGAGACAACUUUCCCAAAGUAUUCGAGAUUAAAAGAAAAUCAGAAUCUUGGGAAUGUGGGUUCUGUUACAGACAAUACACUUACGGAGAAUUCGCCGUACAAGCGUUCCGUGACAGUCGCCUGGACUACGUUAAUCUUCAACUCCAAAAUCUCAAACGCAAACAGAGAAGUUGGUAACAAAGAAAACAGGGUAAAUCCCUAUCAUUCCCCGAAGAACGAAUAUUCGAAAUCCUAUAAAACAGGUGGAUUUCCAGUAAGCGAAACUUACAAACGCCACCAAUAUUCAAAGAUAGGGCUUAAAGUCAAUACAGAUGCGCGCGAAGACAGAAAAGGGAACGUCGGCGAUAUUGUCGAUUCGUUCACGUUUCACUUACCGAAUUCACUCGAUAGUCAUUUCGCUGGGGAAAGAAGCGUCAGUUUUAUGAAAGGUUUUUCUUUACAAAAAGAAAAGAACGCUUUGAAGAUGGCACGGAAGACACCUGGCUCGCGACGUGAAUAUCAAUCUUUUAUAAAAAAUAUAGGCGCAAGAAUAAAUAAAAAAGCGACAGAUCUUAACAAAUUGCAGAUACAAAAAAGAACGAGAGAGAGAGAAAUUAUCGCUGGUGCAAAUUAUGCGACGCGCAACGACCUUGAAACCGAACGUGAUCUGUUACCAACUAAUUUAUUCGCCACGGGAAUCGACAGAGCAAAGUUAGAAUAUCCAACAUCAGCGCGUAUUUCAAUCACGCAGGAGAGGAAUCCGAUGCAUGCACGAUACGUGAGGUCCAACUCGGACUGCAAGCAUCCACGGACGACUGAUUACGAAGCCCAAGUUAGUAACGCGUUUCGGUUCGGCCUAUGGAAUGUCUCCGGUUCAUCGAGGCUCGCAAAAUUCGGUAAACCCCUCGACCAGAAAGCUCAUAGUCGUGUAAAAUAUUUGCGGAAAUUCGAUGCGAUCGAUAUCGAUGCACAGCCGCAACGCAUCACUAAGAUAAUUGAUGGAAGAUCGGAACGUGAUGGAGAACUUCGAAGAACUUUAACCGAGAACGAAUCUAUCUCUCUCGAUGCAACGAAUGUCGGCGAUAAUCCGACCGAGAUGCGGGUGAUUAAUGGAUAUGCGCAGUCAUCGGGUAAACCUACGGAUGAGCUGGGAUUAGAAAACGUCAGAAUUAGGAGUCGAGAUGGAAAUCAUCCUGACAUACAUGAAGAAUCUGGAUUUUAUUCACAAAGUAGCGGUAUCCAUAAUUCAAAGUAUCGACGAUACAAACGUCACGAAAUUCGAAAUUCUCUGGGGAAUCCGACAUCAACUGAGCUCGAUAGUGAGACGUGGAAGACGUUCGAUACGAUAAGACCAACAACAUCGAACUUUCUGAUUAAAUUUACAACCAAUCCAUCCGUUUCGGUCACUCAAGCAAGUAAUAUGGAUCAGAUAUCAACUAACGCGAAUUUUCUCACAACUGUAAAAACACUGCCGUCUUCGGGAUAUCGAGAAUUCCCGAAAGAAUGGCAAUCGAUUCCGUCGACGACUACCGAUUACGAGUUACAACAUACAUAUGCCUCGGCGGGAACGGGUUCCAACGGAUCUGAUUCAUUAGAGACAAUGCUAGUAGAUAUUCCGAAAACAUUCAACGUCAGCUCGAUAGACGCGCCGGCGUUUCUAAUCAAGACGCUUGAUCGAUCGACGGCAAUCACUAAAAUAGACAAUUCCGUUAUUCUGAAAGAAAUUUCCUCGGCACCAGAAAUAAAUCUGCAAGUAUUCAACACUACGAAUAGGAGUGUCUUCGACAUGUCGUUAAUUAAACCCAUUAAUUUACGAGAGAAAUACGGAAUGCAUGGAAACGGCUCGAUCAUCUCUACAGUCGAACCGUUUCCUCAAAGGAGCAUCAAUUCCCCUCGAAAUGUCUUGGAGGACAUCACGACGGAGAAUGUCAAUGAUUCAUCGACCGACGACGCGCUCUCUGAGCAGUGGCCCGUAAAGCACAGCGCGGUGGUAGAAGGUGAUCUCGUUCUCGGUGGACUGAUGAUGGUGCAUGAAAGGGAGGACACAAUUACAUGCGGACCCAUAAUGCCUCAGGGUGGCAUACAGGCAUUAGAGGCUAUGCUAUAUACAUUGGAUAAGCUCAACGAUCGGGAGAUCGUGCCGGGCGUCAAGAUCGGGGCGCACAUACUCGACGACUGCGACAAGGAUACGUACGGUCUUGAGAUGGCGGUGGAUUUCAUUAAGGGUUCGAUAAGCAACAUAGACGGUGCAGAAUAUCACUGCAACAAAACUGCUAUACGAAAGGUAAUCAGUGGUGUCGUUGGUGCUGCGAGUUCAGUAACAUCAAUUCAGGUUGCCAAUCUUCUACGAUUGUUUAGGAUUCCACAAGUCUCCUUUUUCUCAACAAGUCCAGAGCUUUCCAACAAGCAACGCUUCGAAUAUUUUAGCCGUACCAUACCUAGCGAUCACUAUCAAGUCAAGGCGAUGGUCGAUAUUGUAUUAACGAUGGGCUGGAGCUAUGUCUCCAUCAUUUAUGAGGAGAGUAACUACGGCAUAAAGGCUUUUGAGGAACUCGAGGGUCUGUUAGGAAAACAUAACAUAUGUAUCGCCAUCAAAGAAAAGUUGGUAAAGGAUUCUGGGGUUGCCGAGGAGAUCGCCUACGAUAAUAUCAUUUUAAAGUUGCUGACAAAACCACGAGCAAGAGGUUGCAUUAUUUUCGGUUCCGAUCAAGAAGUUGCCGGGGUCAUGAGAGCGGUUAGACGAUGCAACGCAACCGGCGCUUUUUCCUGGAUCGGGAGUGAUGGUUGGAGCGCAAGAGGAUUAGUAAGUAACGGUAACGAGCCGGAAGUCGAGGGCACUCUAUCGGUUCAACCUCAGGCAAACCCCGUUAAGGGUUUCGAAGAGUACUUCCUCAAUUUGACCGUCGAGAACAAUCGAAGGAAUCCGUGGUUCGUCGAAUUUUGGGAAGAUUAUUUCAAAUGCCGAUAUCCGAAUGCAUCCCGGACACCAUAUAAUAAAAAAUAUACAAAAAUUUGCACAACGGAAGAACGUCUCACCAAACAAAACACGGCUUUCGAGGACCAACUACAGUUUGUUUCCGAUGCAGUAAUGGCAUUCGCUUACGCUUUUCGAGAUAUGCACCAUGACCUUUGCGAUGGAAAGCAAGGAUUAUGCGACAAAAUGAAACCGACCAAGGGAAUAACGCUUCUACACUACCUGCGUAAGGUGGAUUUCGAGGGUCUAAGCGGAGACAAGUUCAGAUUCGACAAGAACGGUGACGGACCCGCGCGAUACAACAUCAUACAUUUCAAGCAAAUCGAACCGGGCAAGUACAAGUGGAUACGCGUCGGUAAAUACCUGGAAGGCGAGCUGCGACUGAAUAUGUCCGAAAUCCAAUUUAAACUUGGGCAUCCUCAACCACCUGAGAGCGUGUGCUCUUUGCCUUGUGAGGUCGGCCAAGCAAAGAAAUAUGUCGAGGGUGAAAGAUGCUGCUGGCAUUGCUUUAAUUGCACUCAAUAUCAGAUACGAGAUCCCAAAGAUGAGACGCAGUGUAUUCAAUGUAGUCAAGGUACACUACCCGAUGAAACUCAUUCAAAGUGUCAAGAUAUUCCGGAAGAGUUUCUACGCCCGGAAAGCGCUUGGGCAAUAAGUGCAAUGUCUUUUUCUGCCACAGGAAUUUUGGUCACGUUAUUUGUCGGCGGCGUUUUCCUCAAACAUAACGACACGCCCGUUGUACGUGCAUCUGGACGAGAACUAUCUUAUGUUCUUCUGUUAGGAAUUUUACUCUGUUAUCUCGUCACAUUCACUUUGAUACUUAAACCCACGAACAUUGUUUGCAGUAUUCAAAGAUUUGCCGCAGGCUUGUGCUUCACGGUAGUAUACGCGGCAUUACUAACGAAGACCAAUCGAAUCUCAAGAAUCUUUAAUGCCGGAAGCGCGAAAAGACCAUCCUUCAUAUCACCGCGAUCACAACUUAUUAUCUGUUUUGGAUUAGUAUUCGUACAAAUCUUGAUUAACGGAAUUUGGAUAAUCAUCGAUCCCGCCAAAGCUAUGCAUCACUACCCUAUGAUGGAAGACAAUUUGCUCGUUUGCAAUAACUAUAUCGAUGCCAGCUAUAUGAUCGCGUUUGCAUAUCCUACAAUAUUAAUAGUCGUGUGCACCGUCUAUGCCGUCCUCACGAGAAAAAUUCCGGAAGCCUUCAACGAGAGUAAGCACAUUGGUUUAACGAUGUAUACGACGUGCGUUAUAUGGUGUGCUUUCAUACCUUUGUACUACGGUACCGGAAGCAACGUCGCAUUGAGAAUUACUUCGAUGUCAGUCACAAUCAGUCUUUCUGCGUCUGUAACGGUGGUUUGUCUCUUCAGUCCAAAGCUAUACAUUAUUUUAAUCCGACCUGAGAGAAAUGUGCGCCCAACCGUGAGGGCAGGAAGGCCUAAUCUGACGAAAAGUUCGGCGAUAACCGCUACAAAUGCUUCGAAUAUGAUGGGCCCAGUAACGGCGACGACAGUUCUGACAGCCGCAACUUGCGAUCAGAAUAAAGCAAUCAAAAAACAUAUCGCUAUAGACUGCUCCACUCAAAGCGAGUGUUACGAAUUGCAAUUGAAAGAUCAGAAGAAUGAGGAAUCAACACGCACUUCGCGAUCAACUCAAACGAUUAACAACGAACAGGAAUUUGUGGCCAUUGCGGCGAUUAAUAAAGAAUCGCCGGAUGUAAUCGCGUCUGUGAAUAAUAAGGAAUCAAAAAACAGCACGAUUACGACAAAACGACUUAAUAGCAAUGCAAGGAUAGGUAACGGACCGCUCUCUCAAAGUGAUCUCUCUUUAUAGCGGAAGGUAGGAUUAUCUAUAAAGAAAGAGAGAAAAUCCGUAUUAACUGUUAAUUUAAAACCGAUCUCGAAGAAUCCUGUGAUCGUCUGAUUUAUUCUUCGUAUAUACGAUUAGUAUUACGUCAAUGUACGUAUAUUUUUCAACGUAAAAGACGCAAAAUAUCUGUAUUAAAAAUUGUUUUAGAAAUUAUUAUUUAUAUCAUCAGAUGUCCCUCGCCAAAGUUCGACAGCAAAAUAACAACAAUUAGACAAUUUAUCCAAUAGUGUGCUCUAAAUUAUGCAUUAGUAGAGCAAAACUAAAGUAAAUCAAACUUGUUCUGCAUAUCGUACACAUAUGAUAUGCCAAAAACAUAUGUAUAUCAUAAUGCACGAUAUGUCAUAAGUCUAAUAAUCUUAAAUUAAGAAAAACUAAAUAAGCGUAAAUAAGCAUAUAAUGAACUUUAGAGUUAAAAAAAUGUUCAUUAUC